CAUUCUCUGUUGGUAGUUGUUGAAAAAUCAGCUGAACCGGUCAAAAUUCGGCUAAACAUCCACAAUGGGACAGACACUUUCGGAACCAGAAACCUCGAAGGAGUCAGCUUUCUGUCAGAAUGACUACUACAAGGUCGGUUCGAGUUGCAUGCAGGGUUGGCGAAUCCACAUGGAGGACUCCCAUACCCACAUUCUGUCGCUGCCGGACGAUCCGGGUACGGCCUUUUUCGCGGUGUACGAUGGGCACGGUGGCGCUAAUGUGGCUCAGUACGCCGGGAAACAUCUGCACAAGUUCGUCACUCGGAGGCCAGAGUAUGGCAAUGAUGUUGGCCGGGCACUGCAGCGUGCUUUUUUGGAUAUAGACGAGGCGAUGUUGAAGGACGAGGCGCUCAAGGAACAGAUGGCCGGAUCGACGGCCGUUGCAGUGAUGAUUAAGGACGAUCGAUUGUACUGUGCAAAUGCUGGGGACUCACGAGCAAUUGCCUGCAUCAAUGGAAAACUUGAGGUUCUCUCCUUUGACCACAAACCGAACAAUGCCACCGAACUGGAGAGGAUAAAGGGAGCAGGAGGUUUUGUGGAGUACAACCGAGUCAAUGGAUAUCUAGCACUGUCACGAGCUUUAGGAGAUUUUAGCUUAAAACGGAACGGAGAUAAACUACCGGAGGAACAAGUAGUGACGGCAUUUCCGGAUAUUGAAGAACGAGAGAUUACCGAAGAUUGGGAAUUCCUGGUGAUUGCUUGUGAUGGCAUUUGGGAUGUUCUGCCAAGUCAAUCGGUGUUGGAGUUCGUGCGGGAAGAAAUAUCCCGUGGAGUUUACCCGCAGAAUAUUUGUGAGAACUUGAUGACCAGCUGUUUGGCACCUGACUGUCAAAUGGGAGGCAUCGGUGGAGACAAUAUGACGGUGAUCGUCGUCUGUUUCCUACAUGGCCGCCCCUAUGAGGAUCUUGUCAAUCGAUGCAAGGAACACAUGUCCGAGCUUAAUCGUAAGGUGAACGAAAUGUUCAUAGAACUGGAAUCAAACUACUCGGCGGAAGUAAUGCGGGCAAAGUUGAACGAAGAACGGGAUAAGGCUAAAGACGAGGAACGAAACAGCGACGAUGCAACACCAGCUUCUUCGCCAGAAUCGUCGCCUAAACCUUCCCCCCCGGCUAGCAGUACCACGACUGCUCGGUCACCACAACAGCCCUGUCAGGAUGCGGAACCAGUUGUUCCCGCCGGCGACGAUUCCCCAGUGAAAACGACUACAGCGACUACAACAACAACGAAGGUUACCGAUGGACAGUCUUCGCCGGACGAAGACGAAAGCAGUGAAGAGGUUGAUUUGAAGUAAAGUAAGGUGAGUCCUGCUGUAUCACGUAGAUUCACGGAGAACGCCGGUUGGUUGGUUUUUAAUUUGUGGUGGACCCUCCCAUCGCCCCUCCCCGUUGGAAGGUGUAUCGUUGUUUCCAUUUCGUCAUUCCCGCCGUCAUACAGUGAGUGUUUGUCGUUCGACGGUAAGUUGACGCAAUAUUUGUUAGUUUCCAAAGAGCAAAGCAUAUUUGGCGCCUCCCAGAUGAGGAUUUAUUAUUUAAGAAAUUACCUUGGUACCGUUAUGUCGAAUUGUAAAGCCGUUCUAUCAUUUGGACAAUAGAGUUUUGAAGCAGUAAACUUUGGUUUUUAUUUAUUCUUAUUGAAAUUAAUUCUCAGACAAGUGUUUUUGGAGUUUUUAAACUGGAAAACUAGAAAUACGUUAGUUCAACAACAAUUUUCUGCAGAAGCUGAUGAAGUCUUAACAUAACUAAUACAUGGCGUAGAAAACUACUUAAGGUUCCUAUUGCGUUGUACAACUAGGGGCCUUCUGCCAUAAUAAUGGCUAAGCGAUAUAUUUGACAAAACAAACAGAAAACUUGUGUUGCUUGGAGAAUUUUAACAGUUAGCUUCGGAUUUCUCUCGAUUUUGCGAACGUACUGAUUUUGAUCCAUUUUUACUCAACGAUAAAACGUCGUGGCUGAAUACUUGCAGUUUAAUCUGGUUCGAAGGACCACUUCAAUUAUUACAAAGAUAAGUUUGCUUUUCAGUGUUAUGUUUUAAGCUAGUUCACUGUAAAUUGCUUUCACCGAAAUGGAAACAAUGCCUAUUCCUUACAAAAAGUAUGUUUACGUAAAAAGAUUAAGAAAACAACCAAAAAUACUAGUGUUUGUGUUCCAUUGAUGGAACCCAACCUCAAUCCACCAACCUGGAUGAACAACGAAAGCUUUGGGGUAAAGUGGAUGGUGAAAACACAAAGAUUCCUUGAAUUUAUUCAAUAAAGUCCCAAAUCCAUUAAGUUAAGUGACGGUGUUAGAUUUUUAGCGGAAGAUUAUCUCAGACUCCGAAUAAAAAACACAGUCUGGAAGCUUUAUAACUAUUUCGUUUCAAUUCAAUCUUUUAACUUUCCUGUUUCAUUUAGUAAGAAAUCGUUUGUUGAAAAAACUAGACCUGGACCUGUGUCAAAUCGUGCUAGACUUAAAUUCAAGAACAAAAAUGAUUACGCUUUUCUACGUAAUGAAAGCUCGUUUAAUUCGAACAGGCAUUCAACUAUUGUACAUCGUGUAAAAUUCCUGUCGACUAGUAGUGAACUUUUUAGAGACGUAUCCCGAUAAAAUUGUGUUGGAAGAAGCAUUAUUGGACAAAGGUAAAAAAUGAAUAGUGUCUAUUAUAGUUAUUAUACUCAGUAGCGACGUCAAGCAGUAGCUGUUCGCUUAAACUUACGUAGGCAAACAAAAAUAUUCAAAACGUAGGAAAAUAGUUCGACGCUACCUAUUUUUAACCUUUUAAGUUCCUCUGUUUCUGUAACUUUUUUUUCCUUAAUUAUUGGAGGAAGUUGAGAUCCUCUUAGUGAAAAAUUCGACAAGCAAUCCCAAAUGUCGAAAACAUCUUACCGCGUACUAUACACAUAUGUAGAAAUACCAGUGAUUAUGAAUUAGUAGGUAAUAAUAUUACUUUGCUAUUGAUGUUUCCAUUAGUACACACGUUUCUCCCACGAUAAACUAUCCAAACGUACCCAUAAGUACCUAUAUGAUUACAAUCACAAUAUGUCACAUUAACAAGUAGGUUCUCCCGCAAUGUUGUAGCGCCCCUCUGUAUCAUACCACAAUAAAAAUAACAAAGCAGAUACCGAUAUGUUCUGGUAGAAAAGAAAGUUUGUUUAACGUUUCACAAAACAGCUCCUCAUUUGACGAAUACUAACGCAUUUUGGCUCAGAUUAGUGUUUAGAGCUCAGAGAUCAGCUUUCUAAGUUCGACACCAGCUAGCGCUGAUCUGCAUACUAAAGAAGCUUGUUCAAAAGCCAAAUGUUGCGUUAUUUUUGACCGAUAUGAUCAAUGGUAAUGUGUAAAUAUUAAAAUUAAAAAAGCAUCAAAGCUAUGUAAAACCCUCUGAACUGUACCAAAACAGGAGUUGGCUAAUCUUUGAAAAACUGUCCGAUUGAUUGAAAGAAAGAAAACUACUACGGAAAUGAUAAUUUUAAAAUAAAUAUUUUCAAAAAAUA
Uranotaenia lowii is the source of this 3508-nucleotide messenger RNA. RefSeq names its product probable protein phosphatase 2C T23F11.1. The coding region runs from base 65 to 1330 and encodes 421 amino acids. NCBI's taxonomy places the organism in Eukaryota, Metazoa, Arthropoda, Insecta, Diptera, Culicidae. The transcript has 2 exons. Gene Ontology annotation, molecular function: cation binding; protein serine/threonine phosphatase activity. The record is from RefSeq and is a predicted model, not a curated record. Gene Ontology annotation, biological process: protein dephosphorylation.